AUGUACUAUUCUAUUUUGUUCAUCUAUCUAUCUAUCUAUCUAUCUAUCUAUCUAUCUAUCUAUCUAUCUGAAUCUGUUUCUCUCUGCACAUAUGUUCUGUUCUUUAUCUAUUUUUUCUAUUUCAACCUAUAUUUAUCUAUGUACUUAAUUACCUUCCCCUCUUUCUCCUCUCUGUCUUUCUCUUUAUAUAUAUAUAUAUAUAUAUAUAUAUAUAUAUAUAUAUUUCAACCUAUACUUAUCUAUGUGCCUCCCACAUUUCUCACUCUAUCUAUCUAUCUAUCUAUCUAUCUAUCUAUCUAUCUAUCUAUCUAUCUAUCUAUCUAUCUAUCUAUCUCAAUCCCUUCAUUUUCUACCUAUCUAGCUCUGUUCUUUAUCUAUUUUCAACCUAUACUUAGCUAUCUAUCUAUCUAUCUAUCUAUCUAUCUAUCUAUCUAUCUAUCUCAGUCUGUUCGUAUCUAUCUAUCUAUCUAUCUAUCUAUCUAUCUAUCCGAAUGGGUUUUAUGCUACUUUGUACAUUGUACACAUCCAUUCCGCCCAAUGAUUGAUUGUAACAUCUAUCUAUCUAUCUAUCUAUCUAUCUAUCUAUCUAUCUAUCUAUCUAUCUAUCUAUCUCAGUCUGUUCAUAUCUAUCUAUCUACCUAUCUAUAUGGGUUUUCCGAACUAAAUAGAGAGACGUUUAUUAUCACUGGUGCCUUUGUUUCUCCCCUUUGCCCAAAUCAUGACGAUUUUUCUACUUUUGCUCUACUCUGCUACUUUAUUCUCACCUUCUGUUUCUCUUUCUUUCUUUCUUUCUUUCUUUCUUUCUUUCUUUCUUUCUUUCUUUCUUUCUUACUUUUUCACAAUCUUCCUAUUAACCGCGUUUUCUUCUCUUUCUCACUCUCUCUUAUAUUAUCUAAUCUUCUCUUUCACUCUCUUAUAUUCUCUAAUUUCCUCUUUUUUUCUCUCUCUUUUAUUCUUAAUCUUCUUUCUCUCUCUCUCUCUCUCUUAAAUUCUCUAAUCAUCACAUUCUAUCUUAUUUUCUUUAUUCUUCUCUUUCUUUCGCUCAUACUCUCUAUUCUCCUUUUCUCGCUUAUAUACUCUCUCUCUUUCUCUCAUAUUCCUAACAUUCUCUUUCUCUCUCUCUUAAAUUCUUUAAUCAUCAUCAUCUCUCUCGUAUGUUCUUUAGUCUUCUACUUCUCUCUCUUAAAUUCUCUCUUUCUCUCUUAUAUUUCUCUUUCUCACUUAUAA
Molecule: messenger RNA, 1227 nt
Organism: Acanthosepion pharaonis
Lineage: Eukaryota; Metazoa; Mollusca; Cephalopoda; Sepiida; Sepiidae
Source: the annotation of a GenBank genome assembly